CUUGAGUCAUUAGCAGGCUGCUCUGGGGGUGGAUGGCCCGAGCUCUGGCCAGAGGGACAGACAUGAAGAGCAGCCUCACAGGCAGAAGGGGCAGAGUGCAGGGCUACAGAUGGGGCAGAGCUUGGCAUAUUGGGGACAAAAUAAGUGUUGACGGGCAGGAGGAGAGCAAACCAGGGUGGUACAAGAUGUGUUCAGAGAGACUGGCCCUUUGUACAAAUGAAUAAGAAAUCAGAAUCUUUUUCUCUAAAAGCAGUGAGAAGCCAUUGAGGAUUUUAAACCAGCGAUUUGACUGAUAUUUCUGAAGUAUCCUUCUGGCUCCUCUGUGAUGUCGUUGACAUAAGGAGUGUGGCUCUCACCACUUCAUUGACAUAGGAUGUGUACAUGGCUCUCCAGGUCAGAGUUGCUCCAAGCAAGGUUGUUUUGCAGAACCUUCUCAUAUGUGUCAUCCUCUUCUACACUGUAUACUACGUGGUCCUCAGCGUGGGCUGCAUGGCGCUCCAGGUGUAUGAACUCAGUCUCCUGGCACCGUUUGACUUCAAAACAUGCCCCUCAUGGCUCAACACAAGUUAUCAAGUUCUUUUAAUCUCAACAGAAGUCACCUACUUCAUCUGUGGAUUGCUUUUUGCUCUUAUUGUGGAAGAAUGGGUGUGGGAUUAUGCUAUUUCAGUAACUAUUCUCCAUGUUGCCAUCACUUCAACAGUUAUGUUGGAAUUCCCUUUGGCAUCACACUGGUGGGCUGCUUUAGGAUCCGGCUUAAUUUCAAUGAUAUGUGGGGGCCAAGCUUUAGCAUGCUGUUUGUUCAAAGACAACUUUAUCUAUCCAGAGCUGGAUGGUUUUUAACAGAAAGGCUGAAUUAAUUUGCCUCAGAUUUUCUAUAUUAUUAUGUACAUUGUGUCAGAAUUAAAUUGUAUUUUUUGUUCACACCUAUAUUCAAGGUUAAAUUUAUUCAGGAGACUUUCUAACUAUGAAAAGAAAAAAGAGAAGUUAAUGGAGAGCAGAAGAAUCCAAGUCAAGAAUUCAUGAGCAAAAUGUUGCAAACUCAUAAACGCAGUGUUCCUUAGUGUGUUCCAUAAAAUGUUAGUUCUGAAGGAUGUUAAUGAUGCCAUGCAAAGAAAAUAAAAGUUUCCUUAAGUAUAUUUGUGGAAUCCUGGGCUUAACUAAAACAGACUUAUUUAUUUCAGGACUUCUUAAAAUCCUUAACAUACUACUGUAAACACAGCAGUGGUAAGCCUCAUGCAUGGUUUCUCAAAUGUAUUUGACCAGGAACAUACCUUUAGGAGAUGCUAAUGCAUCUCUGGAAAGUAUAACACAGAAGAAGGCAGAUUCAAAACUGCAGCAAAUCCCUGUAACCAGAAUUCGAUUCUAUUAUUAUCUCUAAUAACUUCUUCUGUGUUUGAGUAUUUCUUAUGAAAUUAUUGCUUUUAAAAACAGUAUCUAUUUAUUUCCUUAGAUAAUGAUCUUCUAACGGUGCUUUGCAAAAUUUAUGUACAUUUAGCCCUGGCUGGCGUAGCUCAGUGGACUGAGCAUGGGCUGCGAACCAGUGUCGCAGGUUCGAUUCCCAGUCAGGGUACAUGCCUGGGUUGCAGGCCAUGACCCCCAGCGACCACACAUUGAUGUUUCUCUCUCUCUCUCUUUCUCCCUCCCUUCCCUCUCUAAAAAAUAAAUAAAUAAAAUCUUAAAGAAGAAGAGAUUUAAAAAACAUAUGUACAUUUGAGUCACCAGAGGUUCUUGUUACAAUGCUGAUUUUGGUUUUGAAGGACUGGGUGGAGGCUGAAAGUCUGUAUUUCUAGCAAUUCCUGGGAAAUGCCUGUGUUGCCGGUUCAUGUUGCUGCUUUAAGUAAGCGAGGUCUAAGGGCUUGGGACCAUACAGGUUUUCAGGUAGUGUAGCUCUAUAUUGCCAAUCACAUGUUUUUUAUAUCACUGUUUUCAAUAAAUGCUUGUUGAAUCACAUUACAAAUGAAGAGCAUUAAAUUUGUAUGUGUCUUAAAUAUUUACCACUUUUUAUAUAGUUUACAUAUCUCCUGAUACAAAAGAAGUGCAUACAAUGUUUACAGCUAAAAUAUAAAUAGCAUACACUCCCCAACACACACACACACGCACACACAUACACAGGCUCAUUCCUACAUUCCUGCACACAAACAUUCUGGGAAACAAUUAGAAACCAAA
Molecule: messenger RNA, 2166 nt
Organism: Phyllostomus hastatus (greater spear-nosed bat)
Lineage: Eukaryota; Metazoa; Chordata; Mammalia; Chiroptera; Phyllostomidae
Gene: TMEM244
Product: transmembrane protein 244
Exons: 7
Coding region: 382-840 (152 amino acids)
Source: RefSeq, a predicted model, not a curated record